UUUUUUGCUUUUUAAAUAAUCAUUUUAACGUCUCAAUUUUUUUUUCCGAACGUGAGUUGCUAUGGCGAUAACAUUCAUCUUUAAAUAGUUAUGAUUUCCAAAUAAUUUACGUGGUCAAGGGCGAUUUAUUUUUUAUAUUUACAUGAUUAUUGUCAUGCGCAUUUUUUGCUGAAUUUAAUACCAACUGCUCGGAUAAUACGUUUGCCGAAAAACAAAAAAAACCGACAUGUUAGGAAUGUAUGCAUGUGUGUGAUCAAACUACAAAGUACAAUUUAUUGUAGUAUGCAAUGUAGAGUGUACAAGGACGUGGAUGUGCCUAAGGGUACAUAGACGAAAAUAUGCCGCUCCAUCAAUGAUUCUAUUCGGUGAAAGUGAAUUCGUAAAAGCAUAAAAAUUAAUUUAGGACAAUUACAAAAAUUUUAUUACUUGUCUUUAAAGUUCGGACAAAUAUUUCCUUUCUCUUAGGUCAAUAAGGUUACGUUUAUUCCAGUUUUUUUUUAUUAAUUCUUGUACAGAUGAAGAAAAAAUUGUCUUUUUUCCUUUUUGAAGAAAAUUAAUUUUUUCUUCAAUCAGCACAAACAGAUAUGUUUUUCUAUUCUUCUAUUCAGUGAUAAAUAGUAAUUAGUAAUGCAGUGCAAGCGUGAAAUAUUUGGACUAAAUUCAUAAAAUUGUUCAAAUUCCCGUGAUAGGUACGUGAGACAAUCACUAAUUGCGCAUGCGUUUCCGUUUCCUGGUGGUAAUUUUCGGAACUAAAUCUGCACAGUCGAUACAAUGGCGUUGUCGCCCAAAAUUACAAUUUUUGACAUUUUAAGAAAAAAUUAAACUUAAUUACGGUAUUUUGCAAUUAUUUGCGAAAAUCAAAUUAAAAAAAUAGUUUAGUUUUUUGGAAGACUGCUUGUAACACAGUAAAUAAGUUUAGUUAAAAAUUUACACUGUUAUAUGCUUUAACGCCCUUAUCGAUUUGUGCCGUUUGGUGCAUCGAGAUGUGCCUAGCACGUUUCGAGACUGCUAAAAUUUAAUCGUAAUUGUUAACUCGUGUGUUCAUCCGAAAGUGUUCGAUUUUACCUGGUUUACGUAGUAGUCCAAGUUAUAAGUGACAUUGCAAGAUUGGAAUACUAAUUUGACAGCCCUUGCAAAAACUUGUUAAUUGUGGUGACUCAUAAAUGUGGAAAUGUUUGUAAAACUUUUGUACGAUUUCAAGAUUUUUGUGAAUUUUGAAGGAAUUUCUGAAAAUAUUCAGAGUAACGCUACAAAAUUAAACAUAAGACCGACGGCUGAUUCAAGAAACGCCUUCUUAAACUUAUUGCAAAACGUAGUUUAUUAAAUGGAUGUCUUACAAAAGCAAAAUUUUCUAUAAUUUUUUUCAUCGAUCGAAUUUUAAAUCGUUAAUCUUGGAAAAUGGUGUCGAGAUUCGUAACAAAUGGUUCCGUGAAACAAGAGGGUGUAUGUUUGCUCCCUCCUGGACCACCGCAGCAUUACAGAAUGAUAACCACGCCACAAAGGACGACGGAUGCAUAUCAUGUAACAACACCGCCGACCUUUGUUGCACAACAGCCCCCCAACCAGGGCAACAACCAAGGUCCAAAUUUGAGGAGUAUGGCUCCAACGGGUCCUCCCAACAAUGCCUCCACGCCUCCUAACACUGACCUAAAAGUUCAGCAGAUGCCCCAAGCCUCCGUUAACUUAACAGCCUACAUGCCACAAACAGCGCAAGUUCGGGCAACAGGUCAAAAUUAUUACAAUAGGCCGCCACCACCCCAAAGUCAAACUAUAAGACCUAACCAUCGGCAGGGUAACCAGCCCAUAUAUCCUCAAACGCAGAUGCAGUAUCUUCCAAUUGCAAGUAUGCAACACGUUUACCCGAAUACUAAUGUUUCGUUCCAAUUUAAUCAACGUCCUACCACUGGAUACGUACAACCGUAUCCGUCCAUUCCCGCACAGGCGAUUUCUUCAUAUGCGCCCUAUCCGCAAACGCAAACACCACAGCAGAUAUACGCUUUUACGUAUCCGGCGCAGAUCGCGGUUCAAAGACAGGGUCCUCCACCUCCAGUUGCCACAGCCCCUCAAAAUCAUACACAAGCAAAUCCUUCGACAAUGGUUCUUACCCAAAAUUCACAACAAACCGGAAUGCAACAAAAAAAUCGACGAAGGGCCAAGGCUAUUCCAAUCAUCGAUCCAGACACGGGUAAAGACAAAUUAAAAGAAAUGUUCGAGCAGCAGGAACAGGACGAAUCUCACCCGGCGUCGGGAGAGUCGUCGGCGCGUCAAACGCCGCAACCAUCGGUACCAAACCCUAGCAAGGAAGUGCAGGCGACGUUUGCGAAACAAGUGGCACAAGCAAUAGGCAACGACGAAACGACGACGGCCGUUCAUCAUCAUUCUCAUCUCGAAACGUCGGAUCAUCUCUACUCCCAUUCCCACCAUCCCCAACCACCUCCCCAACAGCAGCAGCAUCAACACCAUCAACAACAGCAUAACCAAGGGCCACACCACCAACAGUCUACGACGGCUACGACGCCAACAGAAUAUGUGGGUUCUUUCCCAACUCACCACCACCAUCAUCAUCAAGCUCAGCAGCAUGCGCAUUCUCCUUCCAGUUCGACAAUGUUACAAACAAACGUUAGCAAUCAUCCUCAGGCUGUGCAAAACAAUGGCAGAAUGGAUCAAAUUGUGUUGACGAGUUCGUUGAAGGCGCAAGCAAAAGAGUUCGUAUCGCAAACUGCCAAAGAAGUGACUCCUGUGGUAUCUGCUUUAACGGAUUCCGAAGAAGUGACGAUAUCAAAACAGCCGCCCAAAGACAGGGAGAGUCCCGCGAAGGGUCGUAAGCAGCUACAGGUGCAGCGGGAACAGCAAACUAAGGAGCAACCCGCGCCGCCCAAGGACGCGUUUAUUUGCGAAAAACCACCAGCGACAGCGAGCGUUGUUAGCAAUAGUGGCAGUAAUAAUGGCAAGGAUGAAACACCAUCCAGAUCUUCGUUAUCACCACAGCAACAACAGAGGAAUGAUAUUCCCACGUGUUCAGGCGACGCUGGUGGCGUCGCAACAUCCACUCAUUAUCAGCAGCAACAGCAGCAAAAUGUACCCGUCACUGGUAACAAACAGCAUCACCAAGACGUGGAGAAGAAGAGCUCAAAGAAAGACAAAACGUCGUCUCAAGCUGUUUCUGAUCAAGAGUUGAUUGAAUCCUCCCCAGCUUUAUCAACGACCGCUUCCGUUGUUUGCCAGCUGACCUCCGAAAUUACGCCGGCUGUAAGCGGUGGUAAAUCUAAACAAAAUGCAGCGCAGAAAUCCAAAGAUAACCAAAAACAGGCUAAUCAUCAACAGCAACAGCAGGCGACUGGUGGUGGGGGUGGUUUCGUUUCAACCGCAGCAAGCAAUGCAAAUAAACCUCCACAAACAGUCACCCCAUUGCCCGUUCCGCAGUCACAACCUGCGAAGGCAAACAACAAAACGAACAAAAUGCGAGAGCUCAAUCAGAAAGGUCAACUCAAGCAGGGCUCCGAUAUGGAUGCAUUCAGUGAUGACGUUGCACACGCUGUUGUUGCCACGAAGAACAAUGCCACAUCCGAAAAUGGCAACAAAUUGCCUUUGGCAACUGUCGACCUCGUCAACACCAAUACUACUGUGAUCGUAGAGAAUAGUAAGAUAACAAACGAAAAAUUAGUUGAAAAGGCGUCAACGCCGUUGUCGGCUGCUAACAAUAAUCACGUCGCGGCGCUGCCGACGUCUACUCCCUCUCCUUCGGUACCGACGAUGCCCGCGAAAUCAAGAGUCGAUGUUACCUCCAUUGUGCCGAAUAUGGCUCCAGUACCGGUGGCUUUUACUGCACCCGUGGAUCCGACGGCGGUCCCUGCGUUAUCGCGCGAUGAAACAGAUCGCGCUACCGUCAUCGCUAAUGACAAACUUGUUCAAGCGAAAAAUAAGGCAAACAGGACUCCCCCUGUAACCAUAGACCACAAUAAUGUAAUAGAUACUAAAAAUAAUACAACAUACAAGGAAGUGCCAAUUUCUGAAGAAAAAAAAAAGGUAUAUACAUUGGAAGAUUUAUUAUCGCUAAAAAAUGCUCCGGCGAGUCGUAUGAAACCUGAAAAGUACAGGAUACCUCCUGAAUUGUUUGUUUGCGAUGAUCGAGCGAGAAUCGGUGACAUUAAUAGGUUUGCUGUGAGAAAUACUCCGGAUUUUGCUCCGCAAUUUAGUAGUGGUGCCGGUACAUAUCCCGGAAGGGGAUCUUCACAAAGAGGACCGGUGGUUAAUAAACGAGGAAGCCAAUCGGGUAAACCAAGUGGUGCCAAUAAAGGUGGCAAACAAAGUGUUAUUAAAGUGUCCAUAUCCGUUAAAGAGGACGUCAAACUCCACGAGACUGAGAAUGCAUGGAGGCCGGCUCGACUUGUUAUGGGAGCUAGUAUGACUGAAGAUGACAAAAAGACUGAACAACUGUACAGAAAAGUUCGUGGUAUAUUGAAUAAACUAACGCCGCAGAAGUUUCAAACCUUGUUGGGGCAGAUCCAGAGUUUAACAAUUGAUACAUGUGAACGAUUGCAAGGCGUCAUCGAUUUAGUGUUUGAAAAGGCUGUGGAUGAACCCAAUUUUUCCGUGGCCUACGCCCUACUCUGCAGAGAGCUUGCCCUUAUGCAGGUACCUAAUAGCGAAGAAGUUAGGAAGAAGGACGGUCAAGAAUAUGUUAAUUUUCGUAAACUUCUGGUCACCAGGUGUCAACGAGAGUUCGAGAAAAAUUCAGUUGACGAAGAGGAACGUAACUCGAAAGUUAAAGAAAUUGAAGAAUGUGCUGAUCCAGAAAAGAAAAAAGAACUCCAGUUAGAACUUGAAGAAUAUGAUAGGCGACUGAGGAUGAAGUCUGUCGGAAAUAUUCGAUUUAUAGGUGAAUUGUACAAGCAGCAAAUGUUAACUGGUAACAUAAUGGUCCGAUGUAUAUUAAACUUGCUUGAAGACAAGGACGAAGAAAGUUUAGAAUGCCUGUGCAAGCUCUUGUCGACGAUAGGCAAAGAGUUGGAGACUAAGAACGUGGACUUGAACCCUUAUUUCAACACCAUGAAGGAAAUAGUCGAUAAGAAGCACGGCAAAAUUAGUAGUCGCGUUCGUUUUAUGUUGCAAGACGUGAUCGAUUUACGAAAUGCGAAGUGGGUGCCACGAAGACAAGACAUGAAACCGAAGACAAUUGAUCAAAUUCAACAGGAAGCCGAAAGUGAACAUAUGACUAACCAGGCUCUGAAUGCUCUUCCAUUACCAAAACGUGAAGAUCGGGGUCCGAAUAUGAGUGGUUCGGUAAAAAAGAUGAGAAAUAUGACAGACGACAAUGGCUGGUCCACUGCUCGUAGUAAUCGACCCUCUUCCUUUGCCAUUUCAAGUGAUAAACUUAAAAAUAGAGUGCCACCGUUAAAUGAACCUUUAGGUCCAAGUAAUAAUUUCGAUAUGUGGAGUAAAGGUUCCGCCAUGUCGAAAGCAGGAAGUACGACUGCUACAUCUACGAAUAAUAUGUACGCUCCCUUGGAAGGUCUGGCGGAUGCUGAAAAAAGAGGUACUCGAACGAACAAAGACCUGUAUGCAACCAAAACAAGCAUGGAACGAUUUGGCAAGUUUGAUGAUGGUCGUGGUUCGAGAUCGAGUUCUCAGCAACGAUCACGUGACAGUUCGACAACAUCGCAGCGGAGUGGUGCCGGUGGUGGGAGUAGAAGCGGCGUGAUUCCUCCUCCGCAGAUGCCAUCGUUGACAAAGGGUCAAUCAGCACCACUCCCACAGACAACCCGACCUAUGCCCACGUUCGAAAUAGAAUUAACUGCAGAACAACUGGAACGUCGACUAAAGAACAUCCUAGAUGAAUACCUGAACGAGUGUUGCACGAUAUCAGAGUGUGAGGAAGAAAUCACAACUACAAUACCCAAAUCGGCGCAUUCAAACUUAGUUUCUGAUGGCUACAACAUCGUACUGGAACGGUCAAAAACUGCACGAAUAAAUACUGGGAAACUGUUUGCUCAUCUUAUACAGCGUCGAACGUUAUCUCUGGAAGACUACUGUAAAGGUUUGGAAGAUGUUUUGUCUCUUGCAGAUGAUUUGACGAUAGAUAUACCUAAAAUUUGGGACUACUUAGCUGAAAUAAUUGUUCCUUUAAUCACGGAGGAAUCGAUAACGUUCAAAGUGCUUCACAAAUGUUGCGAACUGCUAACAACUCAGGGUCAUAUGGCCGAUCUGUUAGCGCCACUGUUUCAUUUAAUUGUUCAAGAAGAAGGGGCAGCUUUCUUGCAGAAUCGAUGGCGUGAAUCAGGACUUCGACUCGAGGACUUCCUACCUGAUACCGAUAUCAAUAAAUUUGUCAGUGAUGCGAAAGUGGAAUUCUUGUUAGAUUCGAGUGGUAAUGUACCCUCGUAUAAACCGACACUUACAUGCGACGAGAUUACAGAGAAAUUAUUGUUAUUCUUCAAUGUAGACGCUUCCUUUGAUGAAGUAACAAAGUGGAUCGAGACGAAUCUGGGAGACGUGGUACAAGAAUCUUACUUCAUUAAAGCUUUGGUAACGGCAAUCUUCCAGCACUCGAUUGUGGGCAAUAAACUGAAAGACGAUAUUUUUAAGAAACACUAUGCUUAUCUACACCGGUUUGUCGUAGGCUCUUCCGAACGCGAAAUACAAUGUCUUUACGCCGUCCAGGCGCUUCUUAAUAAAAUGGAAUAUCCGCAAGGACUUCUGUUAACCAUUUUCGAAAAGCUGUAUGAAGAAAGUGUAAUACCACACGAAAGCUUCGUCUUGUGGGAGGACAGCAAGGACCCUGCUGAACAGGCAGGAAAAGGAGUGGCUCUCAAGCAACUGACGAGCUUUUUUACCAAUCUAAAGGAAGCAGACGACGAGACUGGAAGUUCGGCGUCGGAAGAGCCCUAGCGGCGUCAUGUGAUUCGCUUAUUUGUAACGUCGUCGUGACGUCGUCGAAGUCUCAUAAGAACUUUUAUAAUAUAAAUAACAGCAACAUAGUUGACAUUGUCCUGUUGUUGUAUAUCCCCGCCCCCACAUUCUUUUAGUUGUUUCGUUAACCAAGACUUUUUAAGUGAAUUUUUUUAAAGUGAUUUCUACCUUUUACGGACCGCUAGCGAAAAAUUUAUAUACAUUGUUUAUAUUAUAUAUAUUAUACAUACAAUAAUAAUCGGUAACUAUUAUACAUAUAUAUUGUAAAUAUAUGUAUAUGCGAGAAAAAAAAAAUGGAAAAAUGGUUAGGACGCGAAUCCAACAACAGCACCAAGCGUAAUCCUACGAAACUGUUUCUUCGACCGAAUCGGAAGAACUACACUAAACAAAACGUGAAGACGAGAAAUGAUUUCUGCUUUGAAAGAAGAUAAAAAAGUUAGUGAAAAAACGUCGAAUGAAAACGGUUUUAAUUAGAAAAGAAAUUGCAAGAAAGAAUAAAAACAAGUGCCCUGUGGAACGUUCAUUUUAGGUGGCGAGAAAACUGACUCAAAAAAUUGUAACAUUUAAGUGGACAGAAGUGCUAAUGUUAUUAUUGCUAUUGAUUAUUAUUUAUCUUAUCCAACGUCAAUGAAGUAGUGGGAGAAAUACCAGAAGAAUGUUACGGUAGCAACGUCCCCUCCAUUACUAAUUAUUAAUCCGCUCCCUUCACUCAGCAAAUCCCCCAAGCCAUCCACUAUUUGAUUCUGCUGCUAAUGAAAUGAUUGUUACUCUGGCGAUCAGGUUUAUAAUUAUUAUUUUCGAGAGAGUAAAAAAGUGAAAAGAAAAGUAAUUACGUUAAUGCCUUAUUUUUUAUAUACAUACAGUUUAAAGUUUUUAUUGUUUGCAGUUACGUCUGUAUAUGUAUGCGCGUCAUUCUUUUGUAGUUUUCGCUCAAUCCACACGCCUUGUCUCGUCUCCCUCUUCACAUUUUUGUCGUUUUAUUUAUUGGUGGUCUCUUGUCCUUUCGUUACGACAUAUAAGUUGUUUAUACCGUUUGUUGAUAAUUAUUUAAAUUGUUUUUUGGAAGAUGAUAAAUUGGAAAACAAAAGGAAACUACAGUUUACUGUUAUCAUGAAUGUGAAAAGAAUUUUAUUUACUUAUUGCUAUUUUUUUAUUUCGGCCCGGCUCUGAUGGUAUUCGAUGAAGUUGACAUAGUUGUAAUUUUGUAUUUGUGGUAUUUCAAACUUGCUUUUUAAUUCUACAUUAUUUUUAAAUAGUUUUAGCGACACAGUUAAAAGAGCGUUUGAUUGAUUUUUUCUUCACCUCUUUUGUAUUUUAUUGGCUACAGUAAUCGAAUGAGUUUAAUAUGUAUAUAUCUAUCUAUAUAUAUAUAUAUAUUGAAGAAAUUAAAUUUCUAAUGCGUGUAAAAUUUGGGGGUCUCUUUAAUGUUCAGUUUCCUCUGACAAAACGGUCGUCAACGCUAAAGCGUAUGCGCUGCUAGUCACAUUUAAUAAGGAAACAUUGCACGACGGAACCAAAUUUACUACUGUACAUAUGUUACUGUCUCUUUUUUUUUAUUUUAAUUCCUACCAUUGCUUCAGCCAAGUGCAUUUUCUUCUUAACGUUUUCGGAUGAUAAGAAGGAAGGCUGUUUUGGGUAUUUUGUAAAUAGUCAAAUCACGGGGUUAAUCCGGAUUAAAAAGAAUAAGUACCACUUAGAUUACAAAGAGAAAGAGAAAAAAAUGUAAAAAAACAUAUUUUUCGUUAUCUGCUGCUCGCUGUGAUGCAACUUUGCGAUUCCUGUAAACUCCUAUCCCUGAACAAAAUAAAAGCAGACGUACGUGAAUGCUACCAGAAACGAGAAAAACAAAGAAAUCGAUGAUUAUAGUGGAUUUUGGGUGGUGAACGUUGAUAUAUUUUUCCAGGAAUGCGUUGUAAAAUACGUGUACAUAUUAAAUGUAUUUUUUUUAAGACGUCGCAUGGUUUGUAUCUCCACGAGCUGGCAUCUCAUGGUAACCAGAUUAUUGAACACUUUUCGCAAUUUAGUAUCGUAUCGUCCGUUAUUAGUGCUCUAUAUAUUUGAUGAUUGAUUAUAUCAUUUCUUUUAUUACUAUUACGAUAAUAAACGAACGAGGACACAAAUGGAAUAACGAAAACAGUGCUGGUUUCUGUGCAGGUGCUUGUUAUACAUAAAUAUACCGAUCAUAGACAAUGGGCAUGUUUGAACGAAUAAUAAUUUAUAAAUAUUGGUCACAAAAUAAGAACUAAUUGUUAACAAUUCAUUAAGGAAUCGAGAAACGGAAUACAAUAAAACAAAUUACAAGACA
Molecule: messenger RNA, 9214 nt
Organism: Agrilus planipennis (emerald ash borer)
Lineage: Eukaryota; Metazoa; Arthropoda; Insecta; Coleoptera; Buprestidae
Product: eukaryotic translation initiation factor 4 gamma 3
Exons: 24
Coding region: 1399-6888 (1829 amino acids)
Cellular component (GO): eukaryotic translation initiation factor 4F complex
Molecular function (GO): protein binding; translation initiation factor activity; mRNA binding
Source: RefSeq, a predicted model, not a curated record